Molecule: messenger RNA, 3078 nt
Organism: Lepus europaeus (European hare)
Lineage: Eukaryota; Metazoa; Chordata; Mammalia; Lagomorpha; Leporidae
Gene: CH25H
Product: cholesterol 25-hydroxylase
Exons: 1
Coding region: 79-972 (297 amino acids)
Biological process (GO): cholesterol metabolic process; sterol biosynthetic process
Molecular function (GO): iron ion binding; steroid hydroxylase activity; C-4 methylsterol oxidase activity
Source: RefSeq, a predicted model, not a curated record
ACUCGGGGCGGGGCCACAAGUCCUCAGAAAAGCGAGUGGGACACGAUCCGCAACAGCCGCCCCGGGAACAUCCUCGCCAUGAGCGGCUACAACAGCUCCGAGGUCCAGGUGGUCUGCAGCCCCGGGCAGCUGUUCCUGCAGCCUCUCUGGGACCGCCUGAAGUCCUGGGAGGCCGUCCUGCACUCGCCCUUCUUCCCGGUCAUCUUCUCCAUCUUCACCUACGUGGGCUUCUGCCUGCCCUUCGUGGUGCUGGAUUUCCUGUGCCCCUGGCUGCCGGCUCUGCGUCGCUACAAGAUCCACCCCGACUUCUCGCCGUCCCCGCGACAGCUGCUGCCCUGCCUGGGGCAGACGCUCUACCAGCACUUGGUGUUCGUGUUCCCGGUGUCGCUGCUGCACUGGGCGCGCAGCCCGGCGCACCUGCCCCCCGAUCCCCCCGAGCUGCUCCAGCUGGUGCGCCACGUCGUGCUCUGCCUGCUGCUCUUCGACACCGAGUUUUUCGCAUGGCACGUGCUGCACCACAAGGUGCCCUGGCUAUACCGCACCUUCCACAAGGUGCACCACAGCAACUCGUCCCCCUUUGCGCUGGCCACGCAGUACAUGAGCGUCUGGGAGCUGUUUUCCUUGGGCUUCUUUGACAUAGCGAAUGUCACGCUGCUCGGGUGCCACCCGCUCACCGUGUUGAUCUUUCACGUGGUCAACAUCUGGCUGUCGGUGGAGGACCACUCCGGCUAUGACUUCCCUUGGUCGACCCACAGACUGGUGCCUUUUGGCUGGUACGGCGGCGUGGCGCACCACGACCUGCAUCACUCACAGUUUAACUGCAACUUCGCUCCCUACUUCACACACUGGGACAAAAUCCUGGGGACCCUGCGUCUUGCAGCCCCCCGAGGGCAAUGGUCUGAGGGCAGUGGGUGCCCCUCAGACACGGGACAGCUGUGCAAUCCACAACUGAAUCGGAAGAAACACAUCUGAGCUAUAUAUUUUUUUAAGCAAGUAACUUAUUAGCUGAUAAAAACUGUUACAGAUAAAAUCUGAUGUAUUUUUGCUAUCUGACAAAGUAAUUUAUAUACUGUUUGUAUAUUAAGAUAGUUGUUUUCUUUGUAUCAAAUUCUAGCUCACUUCCAUAGUGUGGAUUCCUAGAUAUAAAGUGGACACCCAUCCUGGCCCAUUCAAGCCACCUCUAAGGGGAUUUGCUUGCAGUAAGAGGAAUUUCCUAUGUUGAAAGUGCCCUAGAACUUGGUUGAAUGUAUUUUUAUGAAGGAUGCAACUUCUGACUUCAUAUUCCUGCUGGACAGUGACCAAGAUGAUAGCCUUUUCUACUUGUUCAUAGAAUUGUAUAUUUAUGUUGAAAGAAAUAUAAUUUGUACUUAAAAAAAAAAAAGUCGUGACUCCUGAUGCACUGGCAUUUUGAUGAAACUGAAAAAGGAGGGGGGACUUGGAGGGCAGGUGUUUUGCAGAGCAUCCUCAGCCCUGCCAGGAACAGAGAGGAGGCUGGGGUGGGCUGUUUUGCUUUGUGUGGCGUUGCUUGUAGGAGGGGAAGCAGGAGAAAUAGUCUGUUUGUUUAGUCUAGAGAUUUUACAGAGGGACAAACUCAGUUAUUCUCAAUGCUUUUCUGCCAAUUGCUGCUUAAUAGGUCAAUGCUAUAAUGCUGGGAAAAUAUUUGAUUAUUUUGUUUGGGGUGUGUUUGGGGAUUUAUAGAAUCGGAGGACUGCCUUGCUUUGCAAAACUGGGAGGUCAAGUAUUUGCACAGAGUAGCUGAAGAAACAGAAAAGAGUUUUGAGUAAGCCCCUGUUCCCAUGAAAUCAUCCUCAGCUAGUGCAAACGACCACAAUGACCAUGCUUUUAAAAGCUGAAGGUUUUGUAUAUUCUGUUUCCUUAAUUAAAACACACAUGAAGAGUGCACAGUCCUUUCUUAAAGAAAGAUAAAGCAAAAUUUGGCCCUGAAUCUCUGGCUUCUCAUCUGUAAAAGGAGAUGGUGUCCCAGAUGUUCUUGUAGAUUACUUGUGACAGUAAGUGUCCCACAUACCUAUCACCCUUCAAGCACCCCAUCUGGCUGCUGCCCAACUGUUAUAGUAUUAACUCUGGGAUGCAAUUCAUAUUUUGCUGAGUUAAAAAUCAAGAUAAUUUAUACAAACACUUCAAAAACAGAAACUUUGCCUGUAAUUCUAGGUUCAAUAUAUAUGAACCAAACAAUCUUUUUCGGAAGGUGAAAAAAAUCCAUUGGAAAACCUGGUCUCCAUGGUCUGCCAGCUUCUGCGACUUCUGAGACAUGGGCUUAAGUCUUCCCAAUGAUUGUCAGGAGGUAGCCAGCAUGUGGCUGCUGGGGAGAUUUGUUCAUGCUCCCCCCAACAUCAUUCCCUUGGCUGCUAGACUGAAUUUACCUCCUCCACUGUCCACAGCAGAACAAGGCUGGGAACUAAAGAUGCCUUCAGUUUAUAAAAGUGAAAUCCACAGAAAGAGGAAGUGAGAUGUGAGGGGAAAAUACUGCUGGAGGUGGUAUAAGAAGGUACUUCAAAGUAUCAUAGAAAAACAGAAUUAAAAGGUAACUUUGUUCUGAUGCAAAAAGGUUUUUCUAAGUCAUGCAUAGUUCUUUUUUUGGUAAUAGACGUUUUCCAUGAAUUUUUUGAAGACCUCAUGUACGCAUGGAUUUAAAAAUUGUUUCACUCACCUUUUAUUCCACUCUCCGUGAACUUUUUGAAAUCCUCUUAUAUUACUAUCAUGAUGAAUGUAAAAUUUGUAAAAGUGUCAUGUUGCCCCACCAUCCAAGGGAAUGUUAGAUUUGGAGCAAGUUUUACACAUGGAAAGUAUCUGAACUUAGAAAUAGAAACACUGUCUCAGGGUGGGUGUUGUGACCCAGCAGAUUAAACAGCUACUUGGGACAUCUGCAUUCCAUAUUGGAGUGCUGUUUCUAGUCUCACUAACUUUAUGCUUCUGAUCCAGCUUCUUGGUAAUGCAUCCUGGGAGGCAGCAGGUGAUGGUGCAAGUGCUUGGGACCCUGCCACCCAUGUAGGAGACCCAGAUGGAGUUCCUAGCUCCUGGCUUCAGCCUGGCCCAGCUCUGGCUCUUGUGGGCAUUUGA